Catharus ustulatus (Swainson's thrush) is the source of this 1266-nucleotide messenger RNA. Its product is annotated as peripherin-like. The record is from RefSeq and is a predicted model, not a curated record. NCBI's taxonomy places the organism in Eukaryota, Metazoa, Chordata, Aves, Passeriformes, Turdidae. The coding region runs from base 16 to 1194 and encodes 392 amino acids. The transcript has 9 exons. Gene Ontology annotation, cellular component: plasma membrane; axon; type III intermediate filament.
CCUCCCGGUGCAACCAUGAGCCGCCGUGACCGCGACCCCGGUGUGCCGCCGCCUCUCACCGUGGCCCCGGGGCGGCUGGCGGCGGCGGCGGCAGCGCGGGGCGCGGAGCGAGAGGAGCUGGCGGCACUGAACGAUCGUUUCGCCGCUUUCCUGGAGCGAGUCCGGGCGCUGGAAAGGCAGAACGAGACCCUCCGUGCCGCUCUGGGCCGCGCCACCGCCGCCACCGGGCCCCGCACCGGGCUGGUGCAGGGGGAGCUGCGGGGGCUGCGGGAGCGGCUGCAGCGCCUCGGCCGUGACCGGGACCGGCUCCAGGCUGAGCGGGACGGGCUCGCCACCGACCUGGCGGCCCUGCGGCAGCGGCUGGAGGACGAGACACAGAAGCGUGAGGAUGCCGAGAAGAGUCUGGUGCUGUUCCGCAAGGACGUGGACCACGCCACGCUGUCUCGCCUGGAGCUGGAGCGCAAGGUCGAGCUGCUGAUGGACGAGAUCGGCUUCCUCAAGAAGCUGCACGAGGAGGAGCUGCGGGACCUGGAGGUGAGUGCCCCGAGCCCGGCGGGGCUGGCCGAGGUGGAGGUCUGCAAGCCGGAGCUGACGGCUGCGCUGCGGGAGAUCCGCACCCAGUACGAGAGCAUCGCUGUGAAGAACCUGCAGGAAGCCGAGGAGUGGUACAAGUCAAAGUUUGCCGACCUCUCAGAUGCAGCAAACCGUAACCACGAGGCGCUGCGGCUGGCCAAGCAGGAGAUGAACGAGUCCCGGCGGCAGAUCCAGAGCCUGACCUGCGAGGUGGACGGGCUGAAGGGUGUGAACGAGGCGCUGCAGCGGCAGAUGCGGGAGAUGGAGGAUGAGUUCGGGGAGGAGAUCGGGAACUACCAGGAUGUGGUGGGGAGGCUGGAGCAGGAGAUCCAGCAGAUGAAGGAGGAGAUGGCGAGGCACCUGCGCGAGUACCAGGACCUGCUGAACGUCAAGAUGGCCCUGGACAUCGAGAUUGCCACGUACCGCAAGCUGCUGGAGGGCGAGGAGAGCCGGAUCACCAUCCCACUGCAGCCCACCUCCUCCUUCAGCAUGAGAAGCUCAGUGCUGGAGCCCCAGCCUGUGGAGAGCUCGGCAAGGAGGAUGGUGCUCAUCAAAACCAUCGAGACACGGGAUGGGCAGCAAGUGGUGACAGAGUCGCACAAGGAGCGGGCGGGGAAGUGACACAGAGGAGCUGAUGCGAUUGCCCCGAGCCCAUGGUGGGGGUUUUGCCAGACCCUGCUGCGUCCUGGGCGG